CUCUGUGCUAAGAGUGAAAAGGAAGAUGGAGAAAAAGAGCAAAAUCAACGGCCACGCCAUGGGCGACUCUGCAGAACGGUUGCGAGAGAAAGGAGCCCCGAAAAGCAUGCGGGAGAAGCUGGGGCGCUUUCUAAGCCGGAACCUUCUGGUGAUCAUGACGGUCUCCGGCGUGGUGGUGGGUGUCGGGCUCGGAAUGGGGGUCCGUAACAUGAAUCUGACCAAGGCGCAGAUGACCUACUUUGCCUUCCCGGGUGAGAUGCUCCUCCGGAUGCUGAAAAUGAUCAUCCUGCCGCUGGUCGUGUGCAGCCUCGUCUCCGGCGCAGCCAGCUUGGACACCCGCUCCCUGGGCAAGUUGGGGGGAAUCGCGGUCGCCUACUUCCUGGUGACCACCCUGAUCGCCUCCGGGAUUGGCGUGGCAUUGGCCUUCAUCAUCAAGCCCGGCGUGGGCGCAAGCGCUCUCAACAGCAACAGCUUGGGUCUGGAGAGCGUCAGCACCGAUAAGGAGACCACUGAUUCCUUUCUGGACCUGGCCAGGAACUUAUUCCCGUCAAACUUGGUGGCUGCCGCUUUCCGCUCUUAUGCUACUGACUACAAGAUGAUUGCUUCAGGCAAUGACACCAAUGGGACCACCGUCUAUCAAAAGGUGCCCUUUGGAACAGAAAACGAUGGCAUGAACAUUCUGGGUCUGGUGUUAUUCGCGAUGGUGUUCGGCGUGGCACUGAGGAAGCUCGGCGAUGAGGGCGAGGAGCUAAUCCGAUUCUUCAACGCUUUCAAUGAGGCGACCAUGGUGCUGGUAUCCUGGAUCAUGUGGUACAUCCCAUUUGGCAUUGUGUUCCUGGUGGGCAGUAAAAUUGUGGAAAUGGAAGAUGUGGUCCUCCUGGUCACAAGUCUGGGCAAAUACAUAUUUGCUUCCAUUCUGGGGCAUAUUAUCCACGGUGGCAUUGUCCUGCCACUCAUCUACUUCGCCUUCACGCGCAAGAACCCUUUCAGUUUCCUGUCGGGCCUCAUUACGCCCUUCACGACCGCCUUCGCCACCUGCUCCAGCUCAGCAACUCUUCCAUCUAUGAUAAAGUGUGUGGAGGAGAACAACGGUGUGGAUAAGCGAAUCAGCCGCUUCAUCCUCCCCAUCGGCGCCACAGUCAACAUGGACGGAGCGGCCAUAUUCCAGUGCAUAGCUGCCGUUUUCAUCGCUCAGCUUAACAACAUCGAGCUGAACGCCGGGCAGAUCUUUACUAUCUUGGUGACAGCGACAGCCUCCAGCGUGGGAGCUGCGGGAAUCCCAGCUGGCGGCAUCAUCACCAUUGCCAUUAUUCUGGAGGCCAUCGGGCUACCGACCAAUGAUCUGUCUCUUAUGCUGGCGGUUGACUGGAUCGUGGAUCGCACAACCACAGUGGUCAAUGUGGAAGGCGAUGCUCUGGGUGCUGGGAUUUUGCAUCACAUCAACCAGCAGGAGAUGAAAAAGCAGAAGCAGCAACAGGAUGAGCUGGAUAAGGGAGGGGAGCUUUCUGAGGUGCGGGUGGAGACGGUGGCCAACAUCCAGGCGCAGGAGGAGACCUCACCUCUUGUUAUGCACAAAACCAAAUCAUCAGAAGCCACACCGGAAGCCGUUGAGUCAGUCCUGUGAACUAAUGCAAGGUUUUUUUUUUUUUUGCUAUUCAUUGUCAAACCUGUUGAUCUUUGUACACGGUUAAUGUCACUGCUGUUGGAACAUUCAUAUAAGUCACUGAAGAAGAUAUGGCCACCGUUUGCCAAUACUAAUAAUAAAUAAUAAUAAAUUGGGCUGCUUGAUUAGAGAAAAUAAUUAAUCACAUUUAUUUUGGUAAUAAUUGAAAUCAUGAUUAUUCAAACAAUCAUUUAUUUUUUGGUACAAAACAAAAAAAUAUUUAAACAUGUAAAAAAUAUUAAGAUAAAUAAAUUUCCUUGAAAGAUUUCCUUGUAGAUCCCAACAAAAUUUAUCAUAGUUAUUUUAAAAUAAAGGCGCAAAUAUAUGGUUUUAUACAAACACACAGUGCAUUGGAUAAUAAUGCAUAAUAAUAAUUGCAUUUUUUUUUAUGAUUAUGUCAUGUUUGAAAUCGGGAAGUGUAAUAAAUGUAAUCGGAAUUGAAUUUCGAUUAAUUGCACAGCCCUUAUAAUAAGUUCCUCAAACAUUCCCAUCAAUGUGAUACUUAUGUUUCUUUGUUCGUCACAUGCAUUUCUUUGUUUUCAUCAUGAGACCAACGUUACCUAAAGACCUCAAACAACAACUUGACAGCCAUAAGCCAUGCUGAGCUGUACAGGAAUUAGAAAAGAAAGAGAAAAGAAAAAGGGAUCACAAGUUUAUUCUGUCUCAAAAUCAAAUGUGAUCAUACACACUGUGAGUGAGGAGGUGGUGUUGUUUGUGCUAUUCACAGAUGUUAACAUUUGUUUGCCUAGCCACAAGUCAAACAUUAACCUUUGGAAGGAAGGAAUCUGGCCCAUUUUCCCACUCUAGCUAGUCACUAGUCACCUAGGACAUACCCAUUUAGGGAAGCUGAAAUUUGACACAGUGAAUGAACCAACAAUUUUUUCUUUAAGGAAUGAUGAUACAUUUAUGAUACUGUGAAAGGCUUGUGUAUAAGCGAUGGUUUUAAAGUACUGCAAGCACCUUGUUUGUUGAGGCUCAUUCUCUCAAGAAAAAAUUGAUGUUGUAUAUUGUGGUCAAACUUUAUGAAAACAUCUUUUAUGUACCCAAAUCUUUGAUUGCUUUCUAAUAAUAGUGUUUCAUGGGCAUGUAUAGUGUUUUCAAGAUUGUGUUUGUGUUGCAGCGGGGCUUCGUCUUUUGUACAUGCAAAAUAGUGCAGGCUGAACGUUACAUACAUGGUGCUUAACUUUUCAUAUGAUUUUUAAAGUCAUGCUGGUUUGUUUAAAAGUAUGACACACUCCCAGGUUUCGUGUCACUUUUAUUUCUUCCUCACUUUGGAUGAUUUUAGAACUCAAGCCUCCUCUAAUUUUGUUUUUAAUAUAUAUUUUUUUGAAUCUCUUAAAAUCGAUAGCAAAUUCAUGAAUUGAUGUCCACUUUAAUCACUGAACGCUCUCUAGUGGUGAUGAGCGGGACUAAACUUUUUACAUAUUUUUACAUAUGGCUUUGCUGAGAUACUCAUGUAGAGAAUAGAAUAAAAUGCUUUUAUUGUCAUUAUACAUAAAUUGUCCAACAACGAGAUUGGAGAGCUUCUCCUAUUUCAGUGUAAAUAUCAUCAUUUCCAUUAAUUUGAACUGUCUUUUUCAUUGUCAAUAUUUUGUGAUGAAAUCUGUCUGUGUGUGAGCAAUGAAUCUCAUUUAUGUGUUGACAUGUGUGUUAAAACUGUUAGUUUUAAGCAAGCUGUGAAUUAAUAUGCUGUAUACGUGUAAAAUCAUCUUACUUUACAAUCGACUAACCACUUUUGUCGCAUGAAAUGCGAAUUUUCUAUCUUUUUUAAUAUAGCUGAUGUGACAUAUGCGUACCUACUACUGCUUCUACUGAUGAUUUACGGUACCUUCUAAAAACGAAAGCCUCUGCUGUUACAAUCUUUCCUUGUGUGCAUUUAAAUAAAUAGUUACAGUACUUCUUUGCCCGUUCUACAGUGAAGCUGCAUUUUUACCUUUGAUUCUGCUGUCUGUCACUGUUAAAAAGAAGUAAAGUUACUUUUGACCACAAA
Syngnathus acus (greater pipefish) is the source of this 3653-nucleotide messenger RNA. It is a transcript of the gene slc1a4, whose product is annotated as solute carrier family 1 member 4. The record is from RefSeq and is a predicted model, not a curated record. Gene Ontology annotation, cellular component: plasma membrane. Gene Ontology annotation, molecular function: L-threonine transmembrane transporter activity; L-serine transmembrane transporter activity; symporter activity. The coding region runs from base 26 to 1624 and encodes 532 amino acids. The transcript has 8 exons. NCBI's taxonomy places the organism in Eukaryota, Metazoa, Chordata, Actinopteri, Syngnathiformes, Syngnathidae. Gene Ontology annotation, biological process: L-glutamate transmembrane transport; L-serine transport.